This is a messenger RNA of Dermacentor andersoni, 828 nucleotides long. RefSeq lists its product as uncharacterized. Lineage: Eukaryota; Metazoa; Arthropoda; Arachnida; Ixodida; Ixodidae. The record is from RefSeq and is a predicted model, not a curated record.
UGCACAGCUCAUGUCGGAGACUUAUGCAUCACAACGUCAGCUUAUCAAUGCAUCCAAAAAUAUUCGAGACAUUGAGCGAAGCUGGCCAUUUCUGUUUCAGGCAAAGCACCUGACCAACCACGUAAACAUCUUGCUAGGCUCAAAUGUUGCACAGACUUUUGAUGACCGACUAAAGACUGUUGGACGGCAAGUUUUUCGUUACGCACACAGCCAAGUCAAAAAAGAAUGUGUGAAGUCUUGUCUCCAAGAAAUAGAAGCUGCCAAAACUAACAGGAAGUCAAUGGCAGUUGAAUACGAAGCCAUGCCACUACUACUGCUCGCAAUCUUCGGAGAAGACAAAGAGCUGUUCUACAAGCUAACAGAGGAGACGGCCAGCGACGAUGACUUGGGGGAUCUGCCAAGCUGUCCUUUCAUCUGCGCGAAAGGAUGGACUUUUCUCACUGCUAAUUCAUACACAAUCUGCGUGGACACCCAUCCAGUACUUCAUGCAUCGAAGCCAGACGAGGCCUUCAAGCUGCUGUUCUUUGCCCAUUUUGCUUUUAACAUCCAGUACCAGAAGGAGACGAGCCUGUGCUUGGAAUUCACACAGAGGGCUAUUGCAGGUAUUAAUCCUGCAAGAGGAACAAAGGUGCAAAAGAAUGGCGGGAAGCAGCACUGCCUGUCACCAAGAGUGGCUGCACUCGUAACGGCUUUGAAAGACUAUGACUUUCAGAUUUUUAGUUUCUGUUGCUUGUGUUGUAUAACAUUUUAUUAUGUUGGGCUCAGAAAUAGUUCUCGAGCUAUAGAAGACUGCUGAUGUGACUUUCGUUUUAAUAAAGUGUUCAUUCA